UCCAAAAGUCUCUUUGAGUCUAUCAAACAAUGUCGAAAUUUACGAUUCUUCCACUCUGUCUCGUUACCUUAUUCAUCUGCACGAGCUCGUUUUCGGAUCAAAACGACGACGUCCCGAGCUUCCAGUCGCCACUUCUGAUCAAGAAAAAUCAACGGACGCAAAUCGUUGAAACGGAGUUCGGAGAGAUAUCAGCCGUCCAGAUCGGCGAUGGAUACAAUAUUCAGUUUAUUACAUUGGAGCCAAACGCAUUCUUGCUUCCUCUUCUUCUCCAUUCCGACAUGGUUUUCUUUGUCCACACUGGGAUUGGAAUUUUGAAUUGGGUCGACGAUGACAAAGAGAGGACGUUAGAAUUAAGACGAGGAGAUAUUUUUAGGCUACGUUCCGGCAUAGUCUUCUACGUCCAUAGCAACUUGGAGAGAAGCGAGUUUCCAGAGAAACUUAGGGUUUACGCAAUCUUCGAUGUGGGGAAGUGUUUACACGAUCCAUGUAUAGGAGCGUACUCGAAUAUCAGAGACUUGUUAUUGGGAUUUGACGAGAAGACCCUCCGGUCAGCUUUUGCGGUUCCCGAGGAGAUUUUGGGGAGGGUAAGAGAUGAGGUGAAGCCUCCGUUGAUCACAAAUGCUCAGCCUAGAAACAGAACAAAAGGGCCAGAGGAGGAGACGUGGCAGUCACGGCUUGGUAGACUCUUUGUAAGAGUUGAAGACGUGACUGAUCAUUUGGCUAUGAAACCGGUUGAUAAUAGUAAGAAGAAGAAAUCAAGUGCCUACAAUGUUUUUGAGGCCGACCCGGACUUUAAGAACGUCAAUGGCCAGAGCAUAGUGGUUGACGAGAAGGAUACAGAUGAUUUGAAGGGUUCGAGUGUUGGAGUUUUCAUGGUUAAUCUAACGGAGGGAUCAUUGAUGGGACCGCAUUGGAACCCUAGUGCUUGUGAGAUAUCGAUUGUGUUACAUGGGAAAGGGAUGAUUCGGGUGGUUAACCACUCGUUGCCGCAAAGCGAAAGCAAGAGAAAGAGCGAGAGUGUGAGGUUCAUGGUUGAGGAGGGGGAUGUUUUUGUUGUGCCGAAGUUUUAUCCUAUGGCUCAAAUGUCUUUUGAAAACAGCUCAUUUGUAUUUAUGGGAUUUAGCACGUCGGCGAAGACAAACCACCCUCAGUUCCUAGUAGGGCAGAGCUCGGUUCUGAAGGUAUUUGACCGGGAGGUACUUGCUGCAUCCUUCAACGUGAGAAAUGAGACUAUCGAGAGAUUGUUGGGAGCUCAAAGAGAAGCUUUGAUGUUGGAGUGUGUGUCCUGUGCCGAGGUAGAGCUUUCUAGGCUUAUGAGAGAGAUUGAAGAGAGGAAGAGACGUGAGGAGGAAGAAACUGAGCGAAGAAGGCAAGAAGAAGAAAGGAAAAGGGAGGAAGAGGCAGCCAAGCAAAGAGAAGAAGAGAGGAGGAGACGCGAGGAAGAAGAAGCUGAGCGAAGAAGGAAAGAAGAAGAGGAGGCAAGAAAGAGAGAAGAGGAGGCGGCUAAGAAACGAGAAGAAGAGAGGAGAAGACGUGAGAAAGAAGAAGAAGAGGCGAGAAAGAGAGAAGAAGAGGAGGCUAAGAGACAAGAGGAAGAGAGGGUAAGGCGUGAGAAAGAAGAAGAAGAAGAAGCAAGAAAGAAAGAAGAAGAAGAAGCAAGAAAGAGAGAAGAAGAAAGGGAGAGAGAGGAAGAGGAAGCUAAGAGACAAGAAGAAGAGAGGAAGAGGCGUGAGAAAGAAGAAGAAGAAGCAAGAAGGAGAGAACAAGAAAGGGAGAGAGAGGAAGAGGAAGCUCAGAGACAAGAGGAAGAGAGGAAGAGGCGUGAGAAAGAAGAAGAAGAAUUAAGAAAGAGAGAAGAAGAAAGGGAGAGAGAGGAAGAGGAAGCUCAGAGACAAGAGGAAGAGAGGGUAAGGCGUGAGAAAGAAGAAGAAGCGGCAAGGAAGAGAGAAGAAGAAAGGGAGAGAGAGGAAGAGGAAGCUCAGAGACAAGAGGAAGAGAGGGUAAGGCGUGAGAAAGAACAAGAAAAGGCAAGAAGGAAAGAAGAAGAAGAAGCGAGAAAGAGAGAAGAAGAAAGGGAGAGAGAGGAAGAGGAAGCUCGGAGACAAGAGGAAGAAAGGAUAAGGCGUGAGAAAGAAGAAGAAGCGGCAAGGAAGAGAGAAGAAGAAAGGGAAAAGGAAGAAGAGAUGGCUAAGAGACAAGAGGAAGAGAGGCAGAGGAAGAAGAGAGAAGAGGCGGAGAAGAAGAGACGCCAAGAAGAGGAAGCGAUGAAGAGAGAAGAGAGAAAGAGAGAAGAAGAAGCUUCUAAAAGAGCAGAGGAGGAACGAAGAAGACGAGAAGAAGAAGAGAAGCGGAGGCCGCCGCAGCCACAACCUCCGACCACGGACGGAUAAAAUGUGGCGGAUGAGUCUUAAACGCUAUCCUGCGACACUGAUCAUUGGUAUAGGCUGAAAUUCUCGUGGUUGUUUUCUUUGUUUAUAUUUUUGUAAAUCGAGGCUGAGAGAUAAUCUAAAAUAAAGGUUUAUACUAUAAUAAAUAUUUAACUUGGCUGUAAAAAUGAUCCAAUCUUUGUAUUAAGCUAUUAGCCCAACAAGGAGUUACAGUGAAAAAAGAGCUUCGAGUAUA
Molecule: messenger RNA, 2622 nt
Organism: Eutrema salsugineum
Lineage: Eukaryota; Viridiplantae; Streptophyta; Magnoliopsida; Brassicales; Brassicaceae
Product: vicilin-like seed storage protein At2g18540
Exons: 4
Coding region: 30-2390 (786 amino acids)
Source: RefSeq, a predicted model, not a curated record